AUGGCCGGUUCGGAAAAGCCCUCCGGAACCCCUGGGUUCCAACCCACGACUGGACCAAUCCGCAAGAGAAGACGAGGUAGUGAGCGUUGCCGUGUCACUCGAGCAUGUGACCGUUGCAAGAGGCGCAAAGUCAGAUGCAACGGAACACACCCUUGCGAGCAUUGUACUGAGGCUGCAACCCGCUGCACAUAUGAUGCAUCAUACACAAGGGGCCGGCCACCGUACCCAGUUGCAACCGGCCCAUCCACCACGGACAGCACUUGUACGGCGAACACACUUGGUCGAACAAAUACAUCACAUAUUGAUCAGCCGGUAAGCGCUGCCCGCGUGGAUAAGGGGGUUCCAACGACACUCGGUGCUGACGGCUUGUCCCAUGGGUCUCAGGAACAUCAAGGCCGUCACCUGAGCUCGAGUCUUGAUCCGGCAUCCAUCGAGAACCCUCCAAUUGCGCCAUCGCUGCGAGUUUCUCCAGAGCCUGGUCAGACAGACCUCCAAGGGCAUUAUGUUGGCCCAGCCUCGGGAGUGUCAUUCCUGCUUCGGGUCCAAAAGCGUUUCCACCAGGCAGUCUCAUUCUCCCAAGCCUCGUCCAUUUUCACCUUUGGGGACGCUCCAUUGCCAGAGUCUGACCCUGCCUUCUGCGUGUUGCUCUCACGCGAUGAAGCUCAGAGGCUACUAGACCGAUACUUUGACUUUGCCGUAGCAACCCAUAGAUUCCUCCAUCGGCCGACUUUGCAAUGCUGGCUGGAUGAGUUCUUUGCCACCAAGGGUAGCAUGAGCCACAAGGAAGACGCUCCAGUCCGAAAAGCUGCACUCUUCAUGGUUUUUGCCCAGGUUCGAGAGUAUAUGCCAGAGUCCAACCCGACAGCGUACACAUAUGAUCAUUCAAGCUCCUUCUUCGGGGCUCAGACUUCUGCAGCGGAGGAGCAAGAGAGGGCAACAUCCGAAAGUGCCCAGUUUUUCAAUGCGGCAGAGCAACAGCUGUCCAAGGAACGUGGGUCAGUCCGGCUGACCAGUGUUCAAGUCCGUCUUGCACAAUGUUUCUAUCUCCUAAUGCAGUCGCGGAUCAAUCAUUGCUGGAGUCUCUUUGGCACUACUGCCCACCUGGCUCUUGCCAUCGGCUUGAAUCGUAAUCGUCGAGCACAUCCUACAAGCGAACACAACCGCGUGGAGAUUGAGUGCCGUCGUCGAACAUUCUGGUGUGCAUAUUCUUUAGACAACUACCUCAGUGCAGUCCUCGGCAGACCUAGAACAUUGCACGACGAUGAUAUAGACCAGGAGCUCCCAUCUGUCAUCGAAGAUUCGGACCUGGUCGGAGAAAACAACCUGGCUCACCGUGCCAACAGGACACAAUCUCUAAUGAUGGCCUGCGUGGCUCAUGUGAAGAUUUCUCGGAUUGUCAGCAUGAUUCUUCGAGACCUCUACUCGAUACGUCCGCUCUCGGUUUCGACCCGGAUUACACUGACUGCUCAGCAUACCAAUUCGUUGAAACACUGGCGAGAUGAGCUGUCUCAUUUCCUAGAUGCUAAAGGCAUUAAUGCGUCUUUGCUCCUGCCCAUUUACCAACGCCAGAGAAACGUUUUGAAUCAUGCAUACUGGCAUGCCAUGAUUUUGACUAAUCGACCCUUUCUUCUGAGCAACUUUGCACGGUUACAGCAUUCUGGAACUUUGCCAACAGAAAAUUUACAUAAGGCGGAGAUAGAUACCUGUGUCCAAGACUGCCUCAAUGCCGCAUUGAAUAUGGUCGAGUCGUUCGACAAUUUGUUCCAGGCCGACCAGGUAUCUCGUGCCUUCUGGUUUACAAUCUAUUUCAGCUUUUCAGCAGUGGUAGUCCUUUACGUGUAUGUCAUUCAACAGAAGUCUUCACCUCCGGAUGUGUACCAAAAAUAUCUAGAGGCUGCAGACACUUGCCAGACCCAGAUCUUAAGCGUUGCAGCCAAAGGCUCGCUUACACAAAGAUACUGUCUCGUGCUGGAGGAGCUGAGAAGAGAGGCCUGGAGACAGACCACCGGUCUUGAAGUCCCUGUGGUCUUCGAUCCUCAGUCAAUGAGAGAACACUCACCUCCUGUAACGUCUCAACCACUACCAACUGUCGCCAUAGGUGGAGAGAUGGCAGAACCCGCUGUGCAAUAUCCGGACUUGGCAAUCCCAGGAGACUUUAUCAACUGGAACGCGAGCCCCAGCAGCUCGUUGGCAGAUAUCACGAGUUGGGGCCAGUUUGAUUCCAUGGUCACGUCUGGUUUCUCCGGGCUUGAAGCCUUGCUGGGAACUGAGUCUACAGGCCCGCUGUACCGAACAGCGCCAUGA
This is a messenger RNA of Neoarthrinium moseri, 2304 nucleotides long. RefSeq lists its product as uncharacterized. Gene Ontology annotation, biological process: DNA-templated transcription; positive regulation of transcription by RNA polymerase II. The transcript has 5 exons. NCBI's taxonomy places the organism in Eukaryota, Fungi, Ascomycota, Sordariomycetes, Amphisphaeriales, Apiosporaceae. The record is from RefSeq and is a predicted model, not a curated record. Gene Ontology annotation, molecular function: sequence-specific DNA binding; zinc ion binding; DNA-binding transcription factor activity, RNA polymerase II-specific. Gene Ontology annotation, cellular component: nucleus. Bases 1 to 2304 code for a protein of 767 amino acids.